Molecule: messenger RNA, 2423 nt
Organism: Linum tenue
Lineage: Eukaryota; Viridiplantae; Streptophyta; Magnoliopsida; Malpighiales; Linaceae
Source: the annotation of a GenBank genome assembly
AAACGGUGCGUUUCAAUGUCGAUUUGGGAAGGCCAUCAGAGUUGACGGCUGAUGAUGUGUCAAAAAUCAAAAUAACAGACAAGGAAGCAUCUGAAUUCUGAAAUCGUUGGAGCGAAGCGAAAGGCGGAAAUGGCGACGGCAGCGUUGGGAAUGCAGAAGCUACUGCAAGUCGGCACGAAGAUCGUCGGCGUCGGCCGCAACUACGCCGCUCACGCCAAAGAACUCGGCAACGCCGUCCCCAAGGAGCCGGUGCUGUUCCUGAAACCUACAUCCUCCUACUUGGACAACGGAGGCACGAUCUUGAUCCCGCAUCCUCUCGAAUCGCUGCAUCACGAGGUGGAGCUCGCCGUCGUCAUCGGCAGGAAAGCUCGCGAUGUGCCGGAGGCUUCCGCCAUGGAUUACAUUGGAGGUUAUGCUCUUGCGCUGGAUAUGACUGCAAGAGAAAUCCAAGCUUCUGCCAAGUCAGCAGGACUUCCAUGGACUGUAGCCAAGGGGCAGGAUACAUUCACACCUAUCAGUUCCAUUCCAAAUGACCUCUUCGCUAAUCAAAAUGACCUCUUCGCUAUAAACUUUGUGCAGCUCCCCAAGUCAGCUGUACCUGAUCCUGAUAACUUGGAGCUAUGGUUGAAGGUUGACGACGAGAUAAGACAGAAAGGGCCCACAAAGGAUAUGAUAUUUAAGAUCCCAUUUCUCAUCAGCUACAUAAGUGCAAUCAUGACCCUUUUCGAGGGAGAUGUCAUUUUAACAGGCACUCCUCCAGGUGUUAGCCCAGUGAAAGCAGGUCAGAAGGUAACUGCUGGAAUAACGGGUCUAGUUGAUGUCCAGUUCAACUGCGAGAAACGCAAGAGGCCCGGAAAUUGAUCACCAUCACCUCCCCUCCAUAGUGUCUGUCUGGCAGGCAAAUUGCUGCCUGCUCUGUCAAGUAUGUCUCUUCUGCAGCAUCUUGAAUCUCUAGAGAAGAACAGUGUGGGUGAAUUUCCAACCUGAGAAGAUGUUUGAAUCAUAGAACAUCCACACAAUAAACAGGGAAAGAACCAUGGUGAAAGCCUUGAUCAUGAAGCAAAUAUCUUCCUAAUUUUGUUCACCUCGGAUACGAUUGCAGACGAUGGCUGAACUAUGGCUGUCAAAUUAGCUACAUUUGCAAAGUCUGUAUAACAAGAAAAACGAACGCAUUGUAUUGUCUGUCGAUGAAUCGUUUGCUUUGUGUAAUAACCUUAUUCGUCUACCAUUUUGGGAGGAUAAAACCAGAACUUGCGAAUGAAGUCGACGAUGUGGUUGCUGCGAAGAAAUGGCCAACGCCUUCCAUCACAACCCGUUCCUUUGGAGGAAGAGGAUCCUGGGCCCGCUGGCUGGGUCUGUGUAGCAGGAAGAAUGUUUGGACGCUGAGAAAAUGCUGGUGAUCACGAGCAAGAUUGGGCAUUAUAAUUGCCGUCAACAGCUAGUAUCACUACUUUCCGAUGAAGAAACUUGAUGCCGGACGGCAUCUCCAAUUUUUUCAGGUACAAUUGAUAAGGACCUGCUAACUCAGUUCUGUGUGGCAAAGUUUGCGAUUAUUAGGCGGAAUCAGAACGUGGGUCACGAAAGCAAUUGAUCAAUGUUUCCCUGCAAAAGGGAUUAGAAGAAGAGAUUUCUGUGAACACAUGUAGAUUCCUUUAUUUAUAUGCAUACUUUGCUUGCAAGUAAAGACAUCACAUUCUGUACCCGCAAGUUACAGAUGUUUUUUUCACAACCGAGGCGUUGGAUUGCCAACAAGCUUUCAACCACACUGAACACGUUUCAGGUAGUAUACACAACAAGAACACGAUUCAGAUUUCAGAUCACCGACGGAAGAAUCAGAUCAGAACUUGCGAAUGAAUUCGACAAUGUGGCUGUUGAUCUCGUCGGCCCUCUCUUCGUUGAGAAAAUGGCCGACGCCAGGCAUCACCACCACUUCCUGCAGAAACGGAACGUCCCUCUUGAACCCCCCUUUGCCAAUGUAGUCUCUGGCGUUCCCAGUGUUAUAGGUAAGGUCCUGAUCUCCGACGAUGAACUUCACCGGCACUUUCACUUGGUCCCCUUGCCACGGCGCAGUCAGUUCCCAGUUCCUGUCGAUGUUCCGGUAAUAGUUCAAUCCUCCGGUGAAGCCCGUCUUCUCGAACUUGUCGAUGUAGUACUUGAGAUCUUCCUCCGACAGCCAAGGUGGCAGUGCGAUUUGCACGUCCGGCGAGUGGCCGAAUGGCUUGCUCUUAGGCAUGUAGAGAGGAGCUGGGGUGUGGUAAGCAAAGAACUCCUUCAGAACCCUCUCUGUACCUAGCUCUGCAAAUUCUGCUUCUAUCACUCCCGGCUCCUGAACAGAUCAAACCAACCAAAGUUCGCACCCAUUUUCCUCGAUCAGAGUCAGAUGAAAUACGAAGAACUCGAAUUGUCAGAACGAAUGGAUACAU